UACUGUGUGAUCACCGGGGCUGGAGGAGGAUAUCAGUGGAACGGCGGAAGUCAUUUGACCAACACCAUUCGCGACUCCGGUGGGAGAGAGUAUGGCUUCGCAAUGGUGGAAGUCAACAAGAGCAAAACAAUUCUCAGAUUUCUGAAUAGUGACAGGAAGGUUCUUUGGGAUGAGACGCUUCUGGAGAAUCCCAAUGCUCAAGAGGUGGAAGUCGAGCCGAUCCCUGCCAAAGAUGCAGAGAUUUUGGCCGACUAUGAGGCCGAAGAAGACAAGGAGUUGGACACUGGGCUGCCCUGCCAGUGGGCGGACUGGGAAGACGGUGAGUGCGACGCAACCUGCGGCGAUGCAGUGAUGGUGCGUCGCAGACAAGAGGUGACGAAACAAGUGGAGUGCAAGGAUGAGCAAAUGCGCGUGAACUGCACCCUGGAGCCUUGCACGGAGCCUGGCACUGGAACUGACUCUCCAGGCAGCACCUCCAAAGCUGCGGAGACCUUCUCCUCGGAGACGACACCUGCAGCACCCACGGCCGAAACGAGUAACGCGCCGGCGGAUGGGGACGAGACGAAGGAGAGCGUGAGUCUGUGGAGCCUGUUGAAACUGGGGGCCAUGGUCCUGGUGCUGCUGCUGGUGAUUGCCCUGAUGAUCCUCCGAAGACGAGCGCACACGAGGGCUGAAGGC
Messenger RNA from Cladocopium goreaui, 678 nucleotides. The record is from the annotation of a GenBank genome assembly. Lineage: Eukaryota; Dinophyceae; Suessiales; Symbiodiniaceae.